UAAAUAUGCCAAAUUUCUAUAAAGCUAGUUUAAUAUUGGUUUUCUUAUUGUCAUUAAGUGAGGCUAAUCGUCUGCGAAAUAAUGGUAAAUUUCCAAAAGACUUUAUUUUUGGAGCAUCAACAGCUUCAUACCAAAUAGAAGGAGCUUGGAGAGAAGACGGAAAAGGCUUGAGUGUCUGGGAUGAAUUCGUUCACAGAGUACCUUCCACAAUCGCAAAUAAUGAUACUGGUGACAUAGCUGCCGACUCUUACCAUAGAUAUAAAGAAGAUAUUAAAUUACUAGCUAAUCUUGGUGUUCAAUUUUACCGAUUUUCUAUCUCUUGGCCAAGACUUUUUCCAAAUGGUUACGUCGGAAAAAUUAACGAAAAGGGAUUGAAAUACUACCACAACUUAAUACAAGAAUGUCUAAGUCGCGGAUUGACCCCCGUAGUGACUCUCUUUCAUUGGGAUCUUCCUUUGAAAUUAUUCGAAGAUGGUUUAGAUUGGACAAAUCCAUGCCUUAUAGACCAUUUUGUCGAAUACUCUAGAGCUGUCAUCAAAAACUUUCCCCAGGUUGGUAUGUGGAUAACCAUUAACGAACCAAGAGUAUAUUGUCGGUUUUCAUAUGGUGAAGGUAUUUUUGCUCCUGGAAUUAAAAAAAGUGGAAUAUUGGACUACCAGUGUGCUUAUAAUAUAAUUAAAGCUCAUGCUGCAGUUUAUCGCAUGUACAAAAAGGAAUUUCCACAUUAUAAAGCACCACUCUCAAUUGCAAUGGACUGUCAAUGGUAUGAGCCUGAAACCAACCAACCUGAAGAUGUAGCAGCAGCAGAAAGACAUCGGCAAUUUGAGUACGGCAUGUAUUUCCAUCCGAUAUUCGUUGGAGACUGGCCACCAAUAGUUAAGGCUAGAAUAGCUGAAAGAAGUAAAAAGGAAGGUUAUAAGAAAAGUCGUCUUCCACAAUUCACUCCAGAAGAAAUAAAGUUUGUAAAAGGGACCCACGAUUACUUGGCAAUAAACCACUAUUCUACUUUCUUGGCAGGCGAAGAACCAGAAGCACCAUAUAAUGAAACUCAUUACGAAAAUGAUAUACGCGUGAUAAAUUCCAGAAGGCAGCAUUGGAGGUUGGGAGCCGAUAAUCGGAAUGUUGUUCCAUGGGGAGUUAGAAAGGUAUUAAAUUGGCUCAAGCAGAAUUAUGGAGAUCAAGGCAUCUUCUUUACAGAAAUAGGAUUAGCAGAUGAUGGAUCUACUUUACAAGAUGUUGCCAGAAUAGAUUACUAUUCAGAUUACUUUUGUGAAAUUUUAGAAGCCAUGCAAAUAGAUCAUGUUACAGUUAAAGGAAUUGCAAUGUGGAGUUUACUGGAUAAUUUUGAAUGGCCAUUAGGAUAUACUAUCCACUUUGGAUUCUACAAUAUAGACUAUUACAACGAUCCAACUUUGAAAAGACGACCCAAAAAAUCAGUAGGCUGGUUACAAAAACUAAACAAAAAUAGGCAACUGGACUGUUCAAGUUACAACAGAGAAUGGCCUACUCUAAGUUGGGGACCAGAAGGAAAAUCACACUUUAGUCAUCCGUUUAAACACCACAAUUAAUG
Messenger RNA from Psylliodes chrysocephalus, 1570 nucleotides. The record is from the annotation of a GenBank genome assembly. Lineage: Eukaryota; Metazoa; Arthropoda; Insecta; Coleoptera; Chrysomelidae.